AUGAAAUGCAAUCCUUACGAGAUUGUUCCCGAUAUAUUAAAUGCUGUCGAUCCAUAUUGCACAGAACUUUUAGGCUUAUUACUCUAGCAUAUCUAAACUCUGCUAGAUUCCCCCGGAGAUUUAUAUAGAUAAGCAAAGCCCUAUUGCGAUACAGGUCAAAACAAAGUGGUUCGCUUAAAGCUACUUCUAGGACAGAAUAUUAAGCCAUCAGAGUACACUUGGUUCUGCUCUAAGGAUAAUCUUGUCAUGAAAGAAUACUUGCCUCUUUAUCUAAUUUUAGGACAGGGUAGCAUACAUUGA
Molecule: messenger RNA, 300 nt
Organism: Stylonychia lemnae
Lineage: Eukaryota; Ciliophora; Spirotrichea; Sporadotrichida; Oxytrichidae
Source: the annotation of a GenBank genome assembly